GUAAAACAUCUUACAAGACUAUUAUAUCCAGAAAAUAAACAUAACCAGUUUAACAUACUCUAGGCCUCAAUACCAGACACACAAACCUCAAGAACGGUGACAACCAACACAUGAUAAAAAUAUGAGCUCUUUACAUCACAGUACAACAAAUAACUAACAAUAAUGAUAAAACAAUAAUAAAAAAGUUGAAAUUAAGUGAGCAAACAGCAAAACAAUAACGCUAUAACAGUAACUGCAUCAUUUAUUCACGCUGCAAUGCAUGCUGGGAACUCACAAAGCCUUAACAUUUCAACAAUAUGAAAUUCUUUGUUCAGACAACUGUGUUUGACUAGUUGGGGCAACAUUUGGGGUAAUUUUGUUGCUCUGACAAGGAUUUUUGUGUAGUUUCAAGAAAAUAGCAUUUUUUGGUAUUUUGAAAGUUUUCGUAAACUGGAAAAUGAGAAGUUUCAUUUUUUACAGUGAAGAGCUUAAAUUAAUGGUUUAGAUAGAGGAGAUAUUCAAAAUAAGUACUGUUGGUGUGUCUCUUUAGGAACAGGCUUGGUAAACACGUAGCAAACUACUUGUUCAAAAUAGUAGCUUGACUGUGGUGUGACUUCUUUAAAUUACAAGUAGAAUAGAGACAGAUUAUGAUAGAGUUUCAAAGUGGAUUUGAAAGGAGAAAAUGACAAAGAUCCAUUCUACUUCACCACAGAAACUAAGGAAAUGUAUUUAUUUAUUUAUUUAUUUAUUUUUGCUUGUUUAAUGUUUUAUUUAAAACAUGGUUAUAUAUGAAUUUUAGGACAAUUAAGUGGAAAGACCUAUAAGAAGUUCUGGGCCAUGAACUAAACCAACCAAAAAAAAUGUCCAUUAUAUACAAGUUGUACAUGAUCACAACAAAACAGUUAACAACAGUUAAAUGUUUUUCUUGGUUUAAUAUUAAUUGGAAGCACAUGUCUGCUGCAUUGAAUGUCUUCCUAGACUGGAGGCUUGUUUUAAAACCAGUCGCUUUAUUUACUGAUUUUGCCUACCUGUCUUUUCUGUUUCUAAAAUAAUGUAACUGUGGUUUUCAGUUCAGCUGGGGAGGAUCUGUCAAUGAACAGCUUGACACAUUUGUAUAAACUAUUGUUAACCAGAAAACUAGCCAGAAUGCAGUACAUCAACCACCACUGCAGAAUUAGUGCAGCCUAGACAUCAAUGGAAACGUGUGAAAACUGAACGGAAUGGACAGAAUAGAAGGACAAAUAGAGGAGAGAGGGCACUGGGGCAGUAAAGCAGAGUUUCUUCUGGCUGUGGCAGGGAAUGUGAUUGGACUGGGUAACGUGUGGAGGUUUCCUUACCUCUGCUACAAGUAUGGAGGAGGGGCGUUCCUGAUACCCUACCUGGUGUUUGUGGUUACCUGUGGAGUGCCUCUGUUCUUGCUAGAGACAGCUAUGGGACAGUACACACAGGAAGGGGGCAUUACAUGUUGGCAUCGGCUCUGUCCAUUAGCUGAGGGUAUUGGCUAUGCAGGACAACUGAUUCUUCUCUACAGCUGCAUGUAUUACAUCGUCAUUCUGGCCUGGGCGCUUUUCUACCUCAUCUUCUCUUUUAGCUCCCAAUUGCCAUGGGCCAGCUGUGACAAUACCUGGAACACAGAUGACUGUGUAAAUCUUGCUGCAAAGAAUUUGACCCUCAACCGAACAACGCUGAUUAAUUCAACACCUGCAGCUACUGAGUUCUGGGAACGCAGAGUGCUGUCCCUCUCUGGAGGUAUUGAGGAGAUCGGGAAGAUCAACUGGGAGAUUCUUCUGUGUCUUAUUGCAAUGUGGGUCAUUUGUUAUUUCUGCAUCUGGAAAGGAGUCAAAUCUACGGGCAAGGUGGUGUAUUUCACAGCUACAUUUCCUUAUGUGAUGCUGCUUGUGUUGCUGAUUCGUGGGUUGACUCUUCCUGGAGCUCUACAGGGGAUUGUGUUUUACCUGUACCCUGAACCAGCCCGUCUCUUUGACCCACAGGUUUGGUUGGAGGCCGGGGCUCAGAUCUUAUUUUCCUAUAGUGUGUCUGUUGGCACUCUCACUGUUUUAGCAAGCUACAAUAAAUACAACAACAACUGCUACAGGGACAGCUUGUGGCUUUGCGUUCUGAACAGUUGCACAAGUUUGGUGGCUGGCUUUGCUGUGUUCUCAGUCUUGGGCUUCAUGGCCCAAGAGCAGGGCAUCCCCAUUGCAGAGGUGGCAGAAUCAGGGCCAGGACUAGCAUUCAUAGCUUAUCCACAGGCAGUAGCUAUGAUGCCUCUUCCUCAGUUGUGGGCUGUUUGUUUCUUCAUCAUGAUUAUUUUGUUGGGGCUAGAUACACAAUUUGUAUCAAUGGAAGCCGUCACAACGUCAGUGAUGGACCUGUGCCCCAUGAUUCUGCGCAGAGAAGGACGGCGAGAAAUCUUCAUACUGCUCUUCUGUCUCAUUUGCUUCUUGGGCCAAUUCAUUAUGGUUACAGAGGGGGGGAUGUAUGUAUUCCAGUUGUUUGACUACUAUGCCUGUAAUGGAGCCUGUGUACUGUUCCUGUCUGUGUUUGAGACUCUGGCCAUGGGUUGGAUUUUUGGGGCUGAGAGAAUCUUUGACAUCAUUGAAGACAUGACAAAGUCACGGCCCAACUACAUAUUCAUGCUGUGCUGGAAAUACCUGACUCCUCUCGUAUCUGUGGUGUCUUUUGUCUGUUCUAUGGUAGAGUACACACCCCUCACUUUUAACCGCUGGUAUGUGUACCCAGACUGGGCGUAUGCACUAGGCUGGUUACUGGCCCUGUCUUCCAUUUUACUGGUGCCUGGAUGGGCGCUGGGUCAACUGUUUGCUGGGAAAGGGAGUCUGAAACAGCGUUGGCAUCACCUGUGUAGUCCUGAUCCAGAGCUUCCUCUCACCAAUAAACAAAGAGCUGAAAUGAAGGAAACUACUUUCAUUGCAGAGAUGGAAGAUUUAGUUAGGGCAAACAUAGAUGAAGAUGAAAAUAGACACUAAAAAAAAUUUUUUAUAGUCAAUAUUUUCAUUACUAUUUGAGUAAAUAGUCAUGAAGGAUACUAACAAACUGCAAAACAAGGCCCAGAUUUAAUUCCUUUAUCUCUGCCAACAACUAGUAAUCCUAUUUGCUCAACACAGAGUCAGAGGACAUCCCUAAACCAGACAAGUUUUUUCCAGAGGUGGAAAGAGUACAAAAAUAUUCUACUCAAGUAAAAGUACCAUUACAUUAAUGACAUUUUACUUAAGUACAAGUAAAAGUACCAGUCUAAAAAUCUACUCAAGUAAAAGUAAA
This is a messenger RNA of Cyprinus carpio (common carp), 3258 nucleotides long. RefSeq names its product sodium- and chloride-dependent GABA transporter 2-like. NCBI's taxonomy places the organism in Eukaryota, Metazoa, Chordata, Actinopteri, Cypriniformes, Cyprinidae. Gene Ontology annotation, cellular component: membrane. The transcript has 14 exons. The record is from RefSeq and is a predicted model, not a curated record. Gene Ontology annotation, biological process: sodium ion transmembrane transport. The coding region runs from base 1200 to 2966 and encodes 588 amino acids.